UCCAUUAUCUUCAAUUCAUUCCAAAUGGCGCCCGGAUUCCUCUCUCUGGGAUUUCCCAGUUCUCUCAUAUAAUAAUACCACUAACAAUAACUCAAGAAAGAAAAAACAGGCACGCAAACAAACAACAUAAACAGAACCAAAUAAAGAAGCGAAGCACGAAUGAGAAUCGUACGCAGAGAUUUAGUACCCAGUGGACCUGGAAGCGUCAAGAUGGUUCCAGUGGAUUCAGAUGAUCUUUGGUUUGCGUAUAAUCUCAUAGCUCCUGGCGACUCCGUCAUGGCUGUAACUGUUAGCAUACAGAGGAAAAUUCGUGAGCGCAAAUAUGCUGACAGUCAAAAAUGCAGCAGUGUAAAUCAUAGUGGUGGUCCAAUGUGGCUUUCCCGAACAAACUAUGAGCAAUAAUGUUGUCGCAAAUGCAAGCAUUAUUGUAGUCAACGAAAUGAAGAUUAAGGCGAAGCCUAUUGUGAGUCUGUCAGGGAGACUAUAGUGGAAUUCUUCACACGUAUAAGGCUAUGUGAGGAAGAACAAGAACAUUACAAUGGAGGUCAAGGAGCAAGUUAAAGCAAUAGCCUCCAUGACUGUGAAAACCAAGAAGAGAGUGUUGUUGAGGAAAACUGGAAAUCCCUUCUCAUUGGAACCUCCUGGUACAGUGUAGGCAGCUGAGAAGGUCACGAUAGCAACGAGAACAGCCACUGCAGUGCAAGAGUGAGGAGUGUCUUUUCUCCUUUGCUGUGCUCGCUUGAGUAGUUCAUUGUGCUUCGUUUUGAAUAGCUCUUCGCAAGUCUUGUUUUCCUUGUUGUUGCGCAACAUGGCGUAGUGGAAGAGUGUUACCUCCUCUGCACGCUGCAUGUAUAUGGAAACAUAACUUACAUUUAAGCACAUUUAUGAGGUAAAAAUCUUGUAGGAGAAAGAGGGGGCCGAGCUUAUUUUGUACCAGUUUGUCUCAUCCUGGAGUUGUUAUGCAGGUCCUUCAGGGUUAAUUUGUGUAGUCUCUUCCUCCAUGUCCGCAGCAUGGUGUAAAAUGGUGUAGCCAUUUGUGUCAACCUUUUGAACUACCCUUGUCAUUAGUAUUUUCUUAUUUUUCACAUGAUUGAAGAGUGUUGGAGGCUAAA
Molecule: messenger RNA, 1112 nt
Organism: Mangifera indica (mango)
Lineage: Eukaryota; Viridiplantae; Streptophyta; Magnoliopsida; Sapindales; Anacardiaceae
Product: protein PELOTA 1-like
Exons: 3
Coding region: 160-402 (80 amino acids)
Biological process (GO): ribosome disassembly; RNA surveillance; nonfunctional rRNA decay
Cellular component (GO): cytoplasm
Source: RefSeq, a predicted model, not a curated record